GGAUUAGAUCAUCACUGCUCCCACUCCAAGUCCAAAUACUCUCCAAUUCUCAAGCCCCGUGGAGAAGUUGAGAAUACGCGGCGCCAAGGCCGUCGUGCACCUGUACUAGAUUGAGCCUGGGGCCUAGUCAUACGGGACUCACGCACAGAUUGAUAUGCCAUAAAAAACUACCUUAGAGAGAGAGAGAGAGAGAGAGAAGACACCAGAGGGAGGCAGAAGGCCAACACAACCGUUAAAAGCAUAAACGAAGAAGAUGAGAACAGAAAAGAAAGGCAACCCAGUAUUUAUGGAGAUCUUGAUAAGAUUUUGUGUUAAGCAGUCACAUAUAGUAAGCACAGCCUAGCAUUAGUAGUAUUUACAUAUAAAAGGAUAGCCUCUCUCUGUGUCUCUGUGUGUAAUACACAAAAUCAGAGAUUGGCAAUGGCUUCCGACCUCUCCUCCAUACUUCCAAGGGUACUCAUCGUCUCCCGACGAAGUGUUCGCAAGAACAAGUUCGUUGAUUUUGUGGGUGAAUAUCAUCUUGAUCUCAUCGUCAGUUAUGGAGCGGUGCCAGUAAUUGUUCCCAGGGUCGCCGGAGUUCAUACCUUACUUGACAGCUUUGAGCCAAUCCAUGGAGUUCUACUCUGUGAGGGUGAAGACAUCGAUCCUUCACUCUACGAUGCCGAGAUUUCUGGGCUUUCACCAGAAGAAUUAGAAGAGAUUAGGAGCUUGCAUGUGAGCGACACAUCAAUUGAUCGAGAAAAAGACACAAUAGAAUUGAGACUCGCAAAGCUCUGCCUUGAAAGAAACAUACCUUACUUGGGAAUCUGUAGGGGUUCACAAAUCCUUAAUGUUGCUUGUGGGGGUUCCCUUUAUCAAGACAUUGAGAAAGAACUCUCCAAAUAUCUUUCAGGACAGAGAGUCGUUCACAUUGAUUAUGACAACUACGAUGGGCAUCGUCAUAAGGUGAAUGUGGUGGAAAAUACCCCAUUGCAUGACUGGUUCAAAGAUUCUCUGGAGGAAGGGAAGAUGGAGAUUCAGGUUAAUAGCUACCAUCAUCAAGGUAUCAAGAGAUUAGCCCAGAGGUUUGUUCCGAUGGCUUUUUCUCCAGAUGGUUUAGUUGAAGGGUUUUAUGAUCCUGAUGCGUAUAAUCCUCAUGAUGGGAAGUUCAUAAUGGGACUCCAAUUCCAUCUAGAGCGUAUGAGGCAUCCUGAGUCAGAUGAAUUCGAUUAUCCUGGUUGCCCAUCAGCAUAUCAGGAAUUUGUGAGGGCAGUAAUUGCUUACCAGAAGAAACUGAAUAGCUCAAUAAGUUUAACAAAAGGUCUGAAGCUUGACAAAGAGAUGGAAAAGAAAAGAAGCAUUAUAGUUCGAAGUUUCUCGAUUGCCAAAGAGAUGUACAUUGCAGGGCGUGAGAUGCCUUCAGAUCAUAAGUGUGACCUUGAAGCUGGAGCUGAAUUCCUACAGUCGAAUAAGGCUCUGAGCACACAACAAGAGAAGAGGUUGAAACAGAUGGGUGCAACGGUUAGGAAUGCUCAUCUGUAUCUAGAGAGAUUGAAGUUGAGUGAGGAGAGGGAGAAGCUAGCCAGGAGUGUAAUGGGGAAGAUGACAAUAGAGCAGUUGUCUGAUCUCACGUCCUUCUACCAAAUGAUGGGGACAAUCUGUUCAGAGGUUUUAGAUAAGAAGGUUGAGUGCCUUCUCAAUUAGAUUAAUUGUUUUAUCUUCUUCUUUUUCUUUUCUUUUUUCCCUCCUUUAGUACAGGAGUUCUGUG
Molecule: messenger RNA, 1747 nt
Organism: Macadamia integrifolia
Lineage: Eukaryota; Viridiplantae; Streptophyta; Magnoliopsida; Proteales; Proteaceae
Product: putative glutamine amidotransferase GAT1_2.1
Exons: 4
Coding region: 421-1683 (420 amino acids)
Cellular component (GO): cytosol
Molecular function (GO): hydrolase activity, acting on carbon-nitrogen (but not peptide) bonds, in linear amides
Source: RefSeq, a predicted model, not a curated record